AUGGAGGCAACCCAAGAAGCAUCGAUCCUAGCAACGAUCCGAAGGUUACCGACGAAUUAUCGAGCCCAGGGUCGUCGGGAAGAAGCGGAAGAAGUGCAGAAUGCACUAGAGGAAGCGGGGAAACAGUCCUCCGUCGACUGUAUCACAGUCGUGGGACUGCUCCACGAUCUGGUCGUUAUUUAUCUCAAACGUGGCCGAUGGAAAGCGGCAGAAGACCUCGGGAAGAUCGUGGUGGAAAGCCGAACGAGUCUGUUUGGCGAGGAACAUCCUUCAACUGUCACCGCUAUGGGUAACUUGGCAUCCGCCCACUGGGGCCAGGGCCAUUGGAGUGACGCUGCGGCACUGAGUUCACGAGUGGUGGAGAUGAGGAAAAAGCUUCUCGGAGAGGAGCACCCACGGACCCUGACUUCAAUGACGAACUUGGCUUCAAUCUACAGUAGCCAAGGCCGAUGGGAGGCAGCGGAGGAGCUAGAGAUACAGGUCUUGGAGGCGAAGAGGAGGACACUCGGGGAGGAGAAUCCCUCGACCUUGAGCUCGAUGGGAAAUUUGGCCACCAUAUAUGGUAACCUGGGUCGAUACAGCGAAGCCGAAGAUCUCGGAAAGCAGGUGAUCAAGGUCAGUAGCGAGGUUCUGGGUGAGUCCCACGAGUCCACAAUCACGUGGAAGUCGAACUUGGCCUCAAUCUACCGCGAUCAAGGUCGACUGGACGACGCAGAAGCCCUGGAAUUGAAGGUUAUGGAAGCAAGGACCGCAAGCCAGGGACCGGAUCACCCGCUUACUUUGACAGCGAUGGCGAACCUCGCAUCGACCUAUCGAGAUCAAUGUCGAUGGGCUGACGCAGCAGGUCUCGAGAAGCAGGUAGUGGAGACGAGCAGGAGAACCCUUGGCAACGACCAUCCCCAAACCCUAAUGUCGUUGUGCAAUCUCUCCUUAACGUACCGUGGUCUAGGCUUGUUAACCGAUGCUGAGGAUCUUGGGAUGGAGGCCUGGACAACCAUGAAAGGGGUGCUUGGUGAACAGGACCCACUCACGCUCAUAGCUAUGUCUAACCUAGCAUUGACGUAUCACAGCCAGGGACGGUUGAACGACGCUGAGCAUCUGACGCUGGAAGCGCUGGAAAAGAUGCAGAAUACCCUUGGCUCUGACCAUCCUCAUACACUCUCAGCGAUGGCAAAUCUCGUAAGCAUAUAUGAGAGCCAAGGAAGAUGGGAGGCUGCGGAGCAGCUCAAUGAGCAAGUUGUCAGAAGGAGGAGGAGUACACUGGGUGACCAGCAUCCACAUACACGUGCUUCGAUGGAAGCUCUGCUGAGGAUCUACCAGGUCAAUGUUGCGGACGGGGUGACAUAA
This is a messenger RNA of Aspergillus pseudoviridinutans, 1347 nucleotides long. RefSeq lists its product as uncharacterized. The record is from RefSeq and is a predicted model, not a curated record. Gene Ontology annotation, biological process: microtubule-based movement. Gene Ontology annotation, cellular component: cytoplasm; kinesin complex; membrane-bounded organelle. Gene Ontology annotation, molecular function: kinesin binding. The transcript has a single exon. Lineage: Eukaryota; Fungi; Ascomycota; Eurotiomycetes; Eurotiales; Aspergillaceae. Bases 1 to 1347 code for a protein of 448 amino acids.